Molecule: messenger RNA, 463 nt
Organism: Octodon degus (degu)
Lineage: Eukaryota; Metazoa; Chordata; Mammalia; Rodentia; Octodontidae
Product: guanine nucleotide-binding protein G(s) subunit alpha-like
Exons: 2
Coding region: 1-414 (137 amino acids)
Biological process (GO): adenylate cyclase-activating dopamine receptor signaling pathway; sensory perception of chemical stimulus
Cellular component (GO): heterotrimeric G-protein complex
Molecular function (GO): insulin-like growth factor receptor binding; GTPase activity; G-protein beta/gamma-subunit complex binding
Source: RefSeq, a predicted model, not a curated record
AUGGCUCUGGACAUUGGAGGAGAAAACUGCUUGAUGCACGGCAUUCAGGAACAGAGAGUGGGCGACAGAAGAUGUCCCCACCCCUUCUGUGUGCUUCUCUUCCUCAACAAGCAGGAUCUGCUGGCUGAGAAAUUCCUUGCUGGGAAGUCCAAGAUCGAGGAGCACUUUCCAGAAUUUGCUCACUACACUACUCCUGAGGCUGCUGCUCCUGAGCCCGGAGAGGACCCCCGCGCCACCCGGGCCAAGUACUUCAUCCGUGACAAGUUUCUGAACAUCGUCAAUGCUGUAGGCGGUGAGGACCGCCACUGCUACCCUCAGUUCACCUGUGCUAUGGACAGCGAGAACAUCCGGGGAGUGUUCAGCGAGUGCGCCAGGCUGCUCCAGGGCACCCGUGGUGUAAGCAGCUGCUUUUAGGAGGGAACUGUGCUCCAAUUAUGGUGUAAGCUCAAUUCAUUUUUGCAAA